Messenger RNA from Trichogramma pretiosum, 2325 nucleotides. Its product is annotated as annexin B9-like. Gene Ontology annotation, molecular function: calcium-dependent phospholipid binding; calcium ion binding. The record is from RefSeq and is a predicted model, not a curated record. The transcript is spliced from 7 exons. The coding region runs from base 353 to 1498 and encodes 381 amino acids. Gene Ontology annotation, cellular component: cytoplasm. Lineage: Eukaryota; Metazoa; Arthropoda; Insecta; Hymenoptera; Trichogrammatidae.
UUAUCCAAGGAACGGCGUUGCGCAUACAUGGUGGGGACAAAGCGCUGAAACCAAAACCUCCUAUAAUAGGCAACGAGCCUCUCUGACAUUUCCUUUGCACUAUACCAAUAAUAUUAAACGCGAUCGGCGACCGAACUGAAUAUAAAAUAAUGCUUGCAUCUGACGUGUGUAAACAUUGCGACAUGUGCUCGACUUUCGUUCUCAGCAGCUGACUAAGUGUGAAAUAUACUUGCUUCGUCGGGCACUCAGUGAUAAAGUGCCAUUAACUUAUUCCAGUGUGUGUUUAGCAAUAAAAAAAAAAGAAACAAUUGAUCGAUUAAUUUUUUAUUUCUUCGAGCUGUACGGUUAUUACAUGCUGCCGAGUUGGACAAGUACGCACGCGAUGGAUAAUAAAAACGAAAGACGAUCAUCCAGACUGUUUUCUCGAUACGCAGCGUUUCUGCAGCAGAGCGGCGAGAAGAAAAAAGCCAGCGAAGCACAAAUUAACGUGAACCAAGUCCCAAGCAUCGGCAAUACUGUCAAAAUGUCACAACAACAGUACUAUCCAUUCAAGUGCACGCCAACGGUCUACCCGGCCGAUCCGUUCGACGCCAACGCCGACGCGGCGGUGCUGCGCAAGGCCAUGAAGGGCAUCGGCACCGACGAGAAGGCCAUCAUCGACGUGCUGACCAAGCGCGGCAUCGUCCAGCGCCUCGAGAUCGCCGAGGCCUACAAGACCCUCUACGGCAAGGACCUCAUCAACGACCUCAAGAGCGAGCUCUCGGGCAAGCUCGAGGACGUCAUCGUGGCGCUCAUGACGCCGCUGCCCCACUACUACGCCAAGGAGCUGCACGACGCCAUCCAGGGCCUGGGCACCGACGAGGAGGCCCUCGUCGAGAUCCUCUGCACCCUCAGCAAUUACGGCAUCAGGACCAUCGCCGCUUUCUACGAGAAUGUCUAUCAUAAAACUUUGGAGAGCGAUCUGAAAGGAGACACUUCCGGCCACUUCAAGAGGCUGCUGGUUUCGCUCGUGCAAGCCAAUCGUGAUGAAAACCAGGGCGUCGAUCAUGCCCAGGCCCAAGCCGACGCUCAAGCUCUCUACGAGGCUGGUGAAAAACAAUGGGGUACCGACGAAUCGCAAUUUAAUGCCAUACUCGUGACUCGCAGCUAUCAGCAGCUCAGGCAAACCUUCAUCGAGUACGAGAAAAUUUCCGGUCACGACAUCGAGACCGCCAUCAAGAAGGAAUUCUCCGGCAGUAUCGAGAAGGGUCUGCUUGGAAUCGUCAAGUGCGUCAAGUCGAAAAUUGGAUUCUUCGCCGAGCGCCUGUACGCAAGCAUGCACGGAAUCGGCACGAAAGAUCGCACCUUGAUUCGCAUCGUCGUUUCGCGAAGCGAAAUCGAUCUGGGAGAUAUCAAAAAGGCCUUCGAGGAGCGCUACUCAAAGUCCCUGGAAAGCUGGAUUGCCGGUGACACUUCCGGCGAUUAUAAGAGAGCUUUGCUUUCGAUCGUAUCGAAUUAAAAAACGCAAAAAAAAUUAGUUACUGCAAUAUGCUCGAAACAAUUCUUAAACGUCCAAGAAUUGUUGAGUUAAUAUUAGAUCUCUGUAACAAAGUCGCUUUAUCAUCGCAUAGCGCCGAAUGAGUCUUAAAAAUAUUUACCAGUAAAUACGCUUAUACGAUAUGUGCAGUGCUUAAUCAAUGUGUUCAUGAGAAAAAAAAAAACCAAUUUAAAUGGCGAUGCUCAAAAAUUACAUGAAAGAUUGAUUACUAAGAGAUGUUGAAUUAAAAUUCGUAGUUCUUUAACUUUUAUGGAUAGCUUUACAAAUAAUGGAAUAUAUUUUCAGUCUCGUUAAUCAUGAUUUCAUGUUUAUUGGUGCGUUAUACAUCAAAGGAAUACAUACAUUUACAAAAAUGUACCAAUUAUUUAUUUUUAUAUAUUUUUCAAUGUACAAUUUCGUAUUGUAAAUGACAAAACAUACUUACAAACGUAAAAUACGUUUUUUAUGAAUUAAUAACUUAAUUUUUUUGAACAAACCAAUAUAAAAUGGGUAUAAGAGUACAUAUGACUCAAUUAUGUAGAUAUAUCAAAGGCCAUGAAUGAAUCUUAAUCACAGUACAAUGAAAUUAUUGUUGAUCAAUUCAAGUCAAAUGAAUAAAAAAACUUUCUGACUUUCUAUUGAAACGAAUAUAAUCAAUUGAUUUAUAUUUUUUAUUAAAUUUUUGAAAAAUGACCAUUAUUUUUAUAUAAUAUAUUUUUAUUUUAACUACAUAUGCAAGGUGUAAUUUGUCUAUUGUAUUAUACUUAUUGUUAAACCCUAAUGAUGAAUAAACCGGAGUUAAAUGGAAA